Coniosporium apollinis CBS 100218 is the source of this 1821-nucleotide messenger RNA. RefSeq lists its product as uncharacterized. NCBI's taxonomy places the organism in Eukaryota, Fungi, Ascomycota, Dothideomycetes. The coding region runs from base 1 to 1821 and encodes 606 amino acids. Gene Ontology annotation, molecular function: peptidase activity. Gene Ontology annotation, biological process: protein modification by small protein removal. The transcript has a single exon. The record is from RefSeq and is a predicted model, not a curated record.
AUGGACGUCGAACUCUACGUCUACGACCUCUCCAAGGGCAUGGCCCGACAGAUGUCACGCCAGUUCCUGGGCAUACACAUUGGCGCCGUAUACCACACCGCCGUCGUCUUUGGAGGCGUCGAAUACUUCUUCGGCGCCGGUGUGCAAACAUGUUAUCCAGGCACAACUCAUCACGGCGCCCCGAUGGAGAUAAUACCGUUAGGCCGAACAGACCUCCCGCUCGACGUGAUACUGGAGUACCUGGAGUCACUAAAGCAAAUAUACACCAGGGAGUCUUACGAUCUAUUCCUGCACAACUGCAACAAUUUCUCGAAUGACUUCGCCAUGUUCCUGGUUGGAAGAGGGAUCCCAGACCACAUCACCUCGCUGCCACGGACGGUGCUGAACACGCCCUUCGGCGCGAUGCUGAGGACGCAGAUCGACAGCUCGAUGAGGUCUAUCACGCAAGCUCCUGUGCCGUCGCGGCAGGUCCCUCCAGUCAAGGCGGCCACAGCGAGGGUAACAAAUGGAGCCUCGAACGGGACCUCGAGCAGGAUUUCGAAUGGGACAUCUACCAACGGAGUUCCUAAGACCGCAUCAGCUGCUUCGUUUGCCCCUGGUGAAGUCCACUAUGCGACCACCAUCGAGAAGGUGGACAAGCUACUAGCAUCCGCCAAAGAAAAAUGCGCCAUCAUCUUCUUCACCAGCUCAACCUGCGCGCCCUGCAAAAUCGUCUACCCUGCGUACGACCAGUUAGCUGCAGAAGCCGGCGACAAAGCCGUGUUCAUCAAAAUCGAUUUGAAUUCCUCUGAUCCCCAAAUCGCUUCCCGCUACUCCGUCCGCGCGACCCCGACCUUCAUCACUCUCCUCCGCGGCAUCAAGCAAGAGCAAUGGUCCGGCGCCAACGAAGCCCAGCUGCGCGGAAACGUCCAGCUCCUCCUCUCCGCCGCUUUCCCGCCGCACCCCCACUCAUCUCUGAACCUCACGCACUUCCACCGCGCGAGCCUCCGCCCUGAACUCUUCACGCGGAUUCCCCCGCUCGACAAACUCACCGCCAAGCUCGGCAAAGCGGCCAACGACUCCGCCGUCCUGGCCGUGAGAAGCUUCAUCAGCACGCGCCAGUCCUCCGGCGCCAUCGAGGCUCCACCCCCUGACCUCCCAGCUUUCGGUGCUUUCCUGCGUCGUGCGACGGAGGAGCUGCCCGCCGAGGUCCUGUUCGCGGCGUACGACCUGCUGCGCGUGAGUCUCGUCGACGCGCGCGUAGCUGGUUUCUUCGCCGAGGAGGCCGAGGCGCGGACGCUGCGGUGUCUGGUCGGUCAUGUCAACGCGCUGGGCCAGGGGUGUCCGUACAACCUCCGCAUCGUGACGCUCCAGCUAUCCUGCAAUCUCUUCGCCUCGCCGCUGUUCCGGAAGUUCCUGCUCGCGGAUGCUGAGGUCAGCGAGCUACUGACUACGCUCGUGGCCUCCAGUCUGCUGGACUCGCAGCAUGUGAAUGUGAGGGUGGCGGCUAUGUCGCUGGCGCUGAAUCUCGCGUCCGCCGCGCAUCGUGUGCGCAUGGAGGAGAAGCGAGAAGCGCUGCCUGAGAGCGCUGCGGUGGAGCUUGUGGCGAGCGUGCUGGAGGCGCUGGCGGUGGAGCAGGAGAGUAAGGAGGUUGUGCGGGGGUUGGUGCUUGCUCUGGGUUUCUUGGUUUAUAUGGCGCCUGAAGGGGGCGAGGUGUUGGAUCUGUGCAAGGUUAUGGAUGCGGAGGGGACGGUGAGGGGGAAGGAGGGGUUGAGUGGUGGGGAUGCGGUUGUUAAGGAGGUUGGGAGGGAGAUGCUUGGGAAGGGGCUGAGGACUAAGUAG